AAUAUCCGUUGUAGUGAUUAUGUUUUAUUUUGGUAUUUUUCAAAGGUUUUACGAAAAUUUUGAAAAUCCUCAAAAGGCUGUUAAGGCGAGUAGAACUACUAAAUAUUCUCGAUGCAGAUACAUUCGCUGGGAAAACAAUAAAUUAGAAAUCACGGACUAUUCUUACCCUAAACUCGUUUACAGUCUGCAUCCUAGUGUUCUGGGGCUCGAGUAAAGAAUUGUUUGUGAGCCUUCUCGAACUACGUCAGGGUUCUUUGAAUUUUUAGUAAGGGUUCUUUCAAGAGAUCCCUGCCUAUUGUUGGGAUCUGCAGUGGAAGCAAGUUGAAAUUAGAACAUUUGAGUGGUUAAUCAGUAGUGUGGCAAAUGAAAGGAACGAGAGCUGUCGAUAAUCAGAUAGAACAUU
Molecule: messenger RNA, 403 nt
Organism: Suhomyces tanzawaensis NRRL Y-17324
Lineage: Eukaryota; Fungi; Ascomycota; Pichiomycetes; Serinales; Debaryomycetaceae
Exons: 1
Coding region: 20-214 (64 amino acids)
Source: RefSeq, a predicted model, not a curated record